GUCUCAGUAUCUAUUUAGCAGUUUCUUGUCACUGUUUCAAUAGUUUUCAAGAUUGCCAUAAUCUGAGACUUCUGUUGUCACUGAUUGUUGCUUAUUAUUUUCCUAAAUAAGAUAGUACACAAUAAUGAUUAGUCGAGUACAUAUAAAGAAUUGUCCAGAUAAGGAAAAUUGCUGCCAUUCCCUGAAGGUCAUGGACUGUGUUAUCAAUAUUGAAAAAUCAUUAAAUCGUGAACUGAUUUUAAACGGUCCCAAUUUCUUAGCUGGAUUAUUUCGUAUUACUCCUCGUAUACAAUCAAAGAUUUUACAAGCUGAGGAACGACCGAAACCAUCAUUUACUCAGCCAAAACAUAGUAGAUCUCAUGUGAACUUGUGUUCUCGAAUUUUAUCAGAAUCUGAUUGCUUACAUUCUCAGGAAUCCUUACAACUUUCUUCAAUUGAGGUGUUAAAUGUGCGUAGUGAAAAUAAUAAAAAAUGUAUUAAUGCACCAAUCAAUGAUGGAACUUUACCAAAUGCUGAGACAAUCAAAUCGGAAUUUCAUCAACAUGCAUGUAAAUCAACGCCUAAUCCUCCAGAUGAUGAGAAUAAUAGUGUUACUACCAGUCUUCAAAUUAUAAUAUCAGAGUCUAUGAAUGAAGAAGUUAAUAAUGAAUCAGCAUCAAUUGCCAAGAAACACAGACAAGAAUUGUUAAUUGCAUAUGAGAAAGCAAUGCAACCAAUAAUUUCAAUUGAUCUCUUACCAGAAUAUGAAAUCAAACUUUUAUCACUAUUCCAAUAAAACUAUUUUACUACAUGUUUUUAUAUAUUCCAGAUAGUUAAUGGGUAUUUUGCCUUAGUAACAUUAUAAUAUAAUAUCUUCAGACAUUAA
Molecule: messenger RNA, 865 nt
Organism: Schistosoma bovis
Lineage: Eukaryota; Metazoa; Platyhelminthes; Trematoda; Strigeidida; Schistosomatidae
Source: the annotation of a GenBank genome assembly